Molecule: messenger RNA, 579 nt
Organism: Cylicocyclus nassatus
Lineage: Eukaryota; Metazoa; Nematoda; Chromadorea; Rhabditida; Strongylidae
Source: the annotation of a GenBank genome assembly
AUGGCGAGGAAAGAUUUGCGGCAUGUUUUGCUACCGGACAUUCACAAAUUAUCGUCUAAGACUCUGAAGAAAACCGAACUUUCAAAACUUCAAUCUGUGCAGUAUUCUUCGUACCAAUCGUGGGCUGUUUUGUUUGGAUGCUUAGGCUCAAAAUACAAUAGAUCCGUUGAUCUGUUGCAUCAACAGAUCUAUGCAUUCGCAUCUAUCAUCAACACUCUACUCUCAAAAAUAAUGCAGUACAUGUCUUCAAUUGUACUUACACAUGCUGUAAUUGCUUUCUAUUCUACUUAUAUUUCUGACAGGAAGAUUUGCAGAGAAAAUCGGCAGCUCAAUGCUGAUAUGAACCGCACACUUUCUCUGACAGUCUUUUGGGGACUGAAAGUGCGCUAUAAAUGCCGUUUCAUUAAAGCUGCUUAUGUUGAGUAUCUCCUCGGCAGAUAUCCAGGCGGGUUGCACAAAGUAACGGAUGAUGCAGCAUUGCUCAUACAGCGCCAUCAGUAUCAUCGCAUCAGAGGUCUAGCUGCACGUGUUGUUGUUGCUUAUGCUAGGCAGCUUUACAUGGUGGGUUCAUUUCUGUGA